CGGACGACUUAGCGUACUUUGACCAACAAUUCUUUAAAAACCUUUCGUAAGAUUUAAAUGAGGUCUUCGCCUUUAGACGCAUAAUUAUGGAUCCUGAAGCUACGCAAGGAAGUACUUCGGGCUAUGCGAAAAGUAUAUCUUUGCCUGAGGUGUUUCGAAAUCUAAAAAACGCUAAGAUAUUUGCAGUGGAUAUUGGUAUGUUCUGUACAGUUUGUCGAACGUAACGCGCUUGUCAAAGGUCACAUGAUAAACUGUCCGGUUUCUUUUGCAAAGAUUCUUGCUACAACUGUGUAAAAAAUGGCUGAAACUUGACCUUUCUCCUUCCAGCUUUUCAAUUUUGGGCUGUAUCUUAUCUAUUGUGCAUUUGUCAAUAUGUAUCCGACAGGUGGAUCUCUUGCGAAGGUGGCAUACAUGUCAGAAGUGAGGUACAUCAGAAAGCGGCAUUACAGCUUCACUAACAAAAGUGAUGAUGAAGACCAGGAGAGAGGGGUAUAAGAUACAAUUUUUAAAUUGUUUGUCUUUAUGUCUUUAGAGGUGUUUAUACUAGAGAACUGUUUACUAUAAUAAAAUUGUUGAUUAAACAGUCAGGCAAGCAGGAUUCAUAUUUUCUUGGGCUAAUCGUAAUUGCUGUAAAUCUUCCCAGUCAGACAGAAGUCCAUCAUCUAUGCAUAUCUACGAGAUCAAAGAUGACCAAGAGUCCAACCUCAGAUUACACUUUAUCAAGUUUGAAACAAAGUACAUAGAGAUGUGUGUUAAUUUUAUUCAAGAAAACAUCCUAUCUGCUGUCAGCAAAGAUAGGGCUUUGAAAGCCACGGGUAGGCUGCCUUCAUUUUCUUUAAUUUUUAAUAUAAAUUCCAAAUUAAUUUAACAUUGACCAAGUCAAUUCAAUCAGUUUGAUGACAGCUUAAAAUAGAAUAUAAGAUUCCUUAAGAUAAGCUGUCUUAAUUAUUUACCCAGUUAAAAUGAUCAGUGUCAAAGACUAAUAACAAAAGAAAAAUAAAAUUAAAAAACAACAACAACAAAAAUUUAAACAAAUUAAAAAAUAAAAAAAAUUUAAAAAAAGACCUUUGUAACAGAUACAUAUGCUAGUGACAGAUACAUAUGGGAUGGACUUCUUAUCUCUCUGCACACAAGACCUGAUAAGUUUGAAAAGUCACCUUUAUGUACAUAAUGGACCAAAUGUUUGUUUUUUUUCCCUCUUAGGUGGUGGAGCUUACAAAUAUAUGGAUUUACUUACAAGUAAACUUGGCCUCAGGUGGGAAAUUGGAUUAAGUAAGGAUGGGAGAAAAAGAGAGAGAGAAUGGGUGAAUGGGAAGGGGGUGAAUGGGAAGGAAGUGAAUGGGAGGAAGUGAAGGAGGGAGGAGGGAGGAAAAUAUGGGAAUAGGAUCAGAGGGAAGGAGGGAGGGUGAACAGAUGAAUGGGAAGGGGAAGGAAGGAGAUGGAUGGGGGAGGAAGAAGGACUGGAGGGUUGGCAGAAAAAUAGGAGGGAGUAAGAGUAGAUUUGUUGAAUGGGUAAAAGUUUGAGAGGGAAAUGAGGAAGAGGAGCAAGGACGUGGGCAGGGGUUGGGAUGUGAAAAGAUGGGUGGGAAGGAAAGGGAAGGGGAAUGAGAAAGAGGAAUGAAGUAAUGCAUGGUAGGUAGAAGGAUAGAAGUCAGGGAAGAAGGGAAAUAGAGAGAAAAGGCUGAACAUGAUAGUGGGCAAAGAGAUGGAAGGGGGAAGAAGUUUCGGGUAGAGGUGCGAAGAUGGGGAAGGGAAAGAGGAAAAUUUGAGGAGCAGGAGAAGACAAGGAGGGAGAUUAUAAUUUUGGGCAGGAAAGAGGUAAGAGCGGAAAGGAAUGAAGAGUAGAUAUCGAAGGGGAGGGGUCAAUGUGAAGAUGAGCAGAAGAAGGAGAGAGAUAGAGAGAGAGAGAGGAAAUUAUCCAGUAGUUAAGCUAUUGUUUAUUUGUAAGUCAUUAAAAUGUAGUAUCUAUUUGUUAGAGUUGACAAAGAGGACGAGAUGGAAUGCCUCAUCAGAGGUGGAAACUUUCUUCUGAAGAACAUUUCUUACGAAGUGUUUGAGUUUCAUCGAGACCAGAAUCCUCCAUAUGUCUUCCAAGUUCUUGAUCAUUCGGAAAUAUUUCCUUACCUUCUGGUUAAUAUUGGCUCUGGAGUCAGUAUAAUAAAGGUAUUUUACCUUUAAGGUGACGCUACACGAUCGCAAUAUCGACACCGAUUGUUAUGGAAACCUUUUUGGAUCAAUGUCAGCAUCUGAGCAACUGUUUUCCUACCCCUCCCCUGACCCAAAAACACUCAACUGAUAACAGGUGAGGGUUAAUGUUCGGUUAGGGGAGGGGUAGGUGUAAAGUUGCUUAGAUGCUGACAAUCCACGAUUUCUGAUGCAGAAUUUAGUUUUGACUUCUUGCGAAUCGGAACGCGAAAUGCAAAAGUUCUUUUGACAUUGCUAUACGAUAAAACAUUACUGUAUUUAAUUGCACAACUACCUGCUUACAAGUUAAAAUGUUUUCAAUCUGUAUUUCCAGGUAGAGUCUGAAAACAAGUAUGAACGAGUUGGUGGAACAAGCAUGGGCGGAGGAACCUUUUGGGGCCUGGGUUCGCUUCUAACGAGUGCCAAGGUACAAGAGACGCAUUUAACUACCGCGAAACAUAAGACAGAGAGCGGUGCUGAAUUGAAUUCAAUACGCUUUUGAAACUUAAUUUUUAAACUAUGUAUCACCCAUUUGUUUAUUUUAUUGCAAAUGGAUUUAGCUUAAAAAAUGUUAGGCUUUGGGUCGAGUCCUACCAAUUUACUGCCUUUGUUUUGUCGUGUUUUAUUUGUUGGUUGGUUGGUUUUGUUUGUCUGUUUGUUCGUUGAUUUUAUUCUGUUCGGCGUCUUUUCCUUUUUUCAGUUUUGUUUGAACAGAAACAAAAACUAUCACUAACUACUGGAUAACGUUCCUUCGAUUUGCAGGGUUUUGAUGAGUUACUAGAGCUUGCAACCAAAGGCCAUCACCAAAGUGUGGACAUGUUGGUACGAAUUGCAGUAUUUUCUCUAUUUCUCACAGCAUGGUUGCUCUUCUCUCGAAGGAACAGAAAAAUUUCUGAUUUAGUAUCGAAAGUUGCUAGGAUUUUGCAGCUAUGUGCUUUGUGAUGGGCCCACAAAACUCGCGUCAUCUCGACAACCAAUCAGAUGCAAAACUAAAACCGAUCGUCAUGAGGUCAUCCGCGUUUUCCCGCGCUUGAGGUCGCUUGCAUUUUCUCAUUGGUUUAUUGUAAUGCUCAGCUCUGUUUUGAUUGGCUGUAGUGUUUACCUUGGUUUUCCUAAUACGACACUCAGCGAAAAAUCUUCUCGUUGAGGCUUAAUGAACAAUUAUUUUGUAGGUGAGAGACAUCUAUGGCGGAGCUUACGACGCAUUAAAGCUUCCAGGAGACUUAACUGCGAGCAGUUUUGGCAAAACGGUCAGGUCACCGAGAGAUGAUCAAGACAGUGGUUUGUUCAAACUUCAUUACAGUUUAGAUCACUUUUUGUGAAUCGCACUUAGAUCGACAACUGUUGCUAAGUCGCCAUGUGAAAUGGUUUUAAGAUAUCCUUGGAAAACGUGUCCUUGACUGUAAUAAUUACAUUUCUCCUAUACAAAGACUCUACCGUAAAUAUCCGCUGAACUCAAGAAAUGCAAGCGCAGGUCAAACGAGCGUUUAUUCGAUUUGUGCCUGCCUUUAUAGCCUUCAGCGUAUAUUUAAUACAAUGGCUCUGACGAAGGGCUAACGCUCGAAACGUCAGCCUUUUAACUCUUUAUGGUGGCCAAUUUACGUUCUCAACUCAGUUGUUAACACUAAAUUACCUAUUUACUAGACAGCCUCCCAGGAAGAGAAAGAGGUUACAAAUUUUCCACCUUCAGCGCUGAUUGGCUGUUUUCCCGUGCUUAGAUCGGUUUGGACGCGAUUUUCCGGCGUUUUUUCCAGACUUGAUAAGGGAAAGCUAUUAGUAUUAACACUUUUUUGUCAAAUUACCUAAAAACUUCUUUGUGACAUCUCUUUUCGUUUAGCUACCAAGUUCGCCGAGGCAGAUAUAGCAAAAAGUCUUCUGCAUCUAAUUUGCAACGACAUUGGGCAGGUUUGUUGAAACUACCUUUAACCUGACAGUAAGAGCAUUUUUCACGAAAUUCGGGCAGAUCUAAAGCUUUGAAUAUUUUUGAUAAAAGAAAACUUUCUCUAACUGUUGAAUCCAAUGAUUAUUCAAGAACUGACCUAUUUCUCCUUUGCCCUGACGAAGGGCUAACUGGCUCGAAAAGUCAACAGUAGAAACUAUUUACGGUAGCCAAUUUACAUCUGCAACUCAGUUUAUAAAACCAAAUUAUCUAUUUAUCAAAUAACUUUAGAAUUCUCAUCAAAAUUGUGUAGCGGAAGAAAAGUUAAUUUUUUUUAUAAUUUUAACGAUGCAGACAUCUAAGAGAAUUUCUAGAUAAUCUUUUCAUCCCCUCCUUCACAGGUUUAUGAGUCGAGGACUCUUUGUUAAGCUUCAGUUUUCCUUUAAAAGAAAAUACAAGAACUGCAAAGGUUGUCCUUGAUCGACUCCAGCACUUACGGAGAAAUUAUUACUUUGUCUUUUCAUUUCAGAUUGCCUCACUUUAUGCGAAACUUAACGGCCUCAAGAGACUUUAUUUUGGCGGAUAUUUUAUCAGAGGGAACCCCGUGACGAUGCACUCCAUAUCUUAUGGUAUAAAUUACUGGUCAAAGGUAGGUCAACCGUUAACAACCUAACAUCAGAAUGCAUAUUCUCCACACUGUUCUCUAUACAUUCCUAAGGUGCUAACAAAGAGAAUUUGUUCAACAAUCAAGAGCCUCUUUAGCUGGUAAUCAUUUUCUUUAUUCUUAUGAUCUUCACGAAUGAUUCAGCUGUAUACUGGUCGCUCUGAGGGUUUAAAUGGUGAAGGAACAUGAACAAAUACUUGGCACUUACGUAGCGGAUAACGUUCUGAAAGUCGGGGUUAGGGAUCUGAAUUUGACCCUGGGCGGGGUCAUUGUGUCGUGUUUUUGGGCAAGGCUUUUUUCUCUUGGUCCUUCGUUCCAGGUAGCAGGCUUAAAUGAUACGAAAUUAGUGAUGGCAUGACACAGAUUGAUGCUGUAUCCCGUGGAGGAAUCGAAAUACUCGUUGCUAUCGCCUGCUUUAUACCUGGAAUUAGUCGAGCAAAUUUGAAAUAUGUUGAACACGUAACCAACCCGAAUUUUGCAUUCUACAGAAAGUGACGUUCAUGUAAAGGCUUGAAAUCUUUUUGGGACAUUUUGGGAAAAGCUGUUUUGUGUUGUUUUAGGGAAGUCAAAAGGCGAUGUUUCUGAGGCAUGAAGGAUAUCUCGGGGCCAUAGGAGCGUUUCUUAAAGGAGUAGAAGAAGACGGUAAGAUUAGUUAAUUGAUUAAACAAUAUUACUAUCUUCAAUAUGUACAGGACCUGCUAAGGUCGUGGUAGGCCCAAAAACUCAUCACACCGAGUGGUGAGCACCCUAACCGGACUCUGGAUUGAAAGGGUCUGGGUUCUAACCCUGCUCGGGUUAUUGGGAUAGGCCCUUUUCCUCCCAUAGUGCACUUCUCCACCUACAAAUAUAAAUAGGUACAUGCGAAUUUUUUUUAACAUGGACAUUCGUUACUAUAUUUGGCCGCUCUGGAAAAACUUGAAAUUUGAGUGAGGAUCAUCGAGGUCUUGGCAAUAACUGAAAACUGAACAAAUAAGAAUCGGAGAAUUUUCGGAAAUCUAACAUAUGAAUUCAGGGGUAACGUAUGCUUCGCUGCCAUCGGCCUUCAAUUCUAAUUUUGUUCUUUUAGCUGACGUCAAUUUAAGUAAUCUGAAUGUAUUGACGUGGCGAGAGAAUUACGCAGGCAGCUCAGGAUUACCUUCUGUGAAAUUACCCUCCGAUCUGCUCAACUCUCGGAUCUCUGAUGGAGCCAUGGUAAGAAACGAAUCCAUAAAACCGUCUUACAUUGUCGUAGUUAGAACUGAACUAUCACUUCAUGGAAAUCUCGAGAUCUUAAAGAUGUUAAAUUUAUUUAAGUUGCUUAACAUAUUGUAAACUGAAAUGAGCUUCGACAGAAUAAACUACUCAGUUCGUGUGUAAGCUUAAAUUUGUUAACUUUUGUUUGUAGUAAAAAAAUCAUGUGUGAUUUAGUUUGCUUCAUUGGGUACUCAAACAGUCACCAACUGGUGAUGAUCCACAAUCGAUUAUGACUUAGUCGCGUGUAUUUUCCAGAAGUCUUUUUUUUUGCCACUUUAAUUAAAAAAACUUUACACUCGGCUAUAGGGGUGAGACUUGAAUGAAUGUUUAAUUAUUAUUUUGAAUUGUUCAUUUUGUUGUAUAGUUCAUAAAUUAAUUUGAUGAUAUAACGCGCAGGUAACAUUUAUGUGAAAGACUAACCUAAUUUUCAUGAGCCUUCCUUGAUAAUUCAUUCAUUUAUUUAUUUAUUUAUUUUUUAGUACGAUGUUUUAGAGAUGGACCAAUUUUCUCACACGCUAGUUCCAUUCCCUCUCCUCUCCUCGCCCAGCGACUACUUUCCUGAUACACAAGACCUCACAGUUGACACAGAUGCGCGGGAAUACUGGCUCAGCUGUUUCGAGGACGGACUGGAGAAAGUAAGCUUUCUUCACUUUGAAUUAAUUUAAUUUAGUUCACUUCCUAGUCUCUUAGUGAAGUAGUGGACAACGCAUUCACUGCAUUUGCCGCUUGCAUCUUCGGAUAAUUUUUGUUGACUUAAUCCAAAAUUUUUCAACACGGCCCUUUUUUAGUGGAGUUAAUUUGCCGAUAACUACGGGCGUGGCUAAUUUUCAUGUUUCUCUUGUAAUUUUAUCAGGUUGUUGCACGCGCCGUAGCAAGCCAGCCAGACUCUCCAGACGCUAGAGAAAGAGCAGAAAAGUUUCGGAACAAAUUUCGACUUCGCCUCAAUGUUCUCAAGGAGCAACCCGCGUGAGUUAUUUUCCUAGCAUACUCAAAUGUCACCUGAAUUGAUUCCCCUGGACUAUAGCAAUGAUCUAUUUUCCUCGGAAAAAUUGGGUACAUUAUUCCUUGCCCAGCAAAACCAACAUUAGAAAUUCUAAUUCAACUUGGAAUCAGUAAAGGAGAACAACACCUCGUAAGGUCUUUAUUUUCAUUGUUUAUUUCAUACACUGCUAAUUAACACCUGACUCGCUAUACAGUAUUCAGUCAAAUUCAAUUUAGGUUUCCUCAUGAUAUUUACCUCUUUAUUCACUGCCAUUGCUAUUCUUGGAAUAGUUUGUGGGAAAAUGUAGAUCCCAGCCCUUUGAAAAUCGCCCAGUCCUUUCCUCUUCCAAUAAUGGGUGAAAAAGUUGCCUUAAUACUAUAAUGGAAAGCGCAAUUUGACGUACGCGUGACACUCUUUGUCACAAGGGCCCACAUUCGUGUGACACACUUGCGUGACACUUUUUCCUUUACAGCGCCUAUGGAACGUUGAAUGUACGAAGUUUAUUAGACGUGAGAGAACAAUACCUGAACGAGUUCAGCUUUCCUGAUCCGUAUGCAGAGGUAGCUAUUAUUUCACUUCAUGUGGCCAUUGUUCAUCAGGCAAUUUGCUAUUGAGCAAGGGUUCCGCUUAUUUUGCUUUUUUAAAAUUUUUUUGCGCCGUUUUAAGUCGAGUGUCUCAAAACCAAAGCAAGGUGAUCACAACGACCAAUCACAUGAAAGGAAAAUACUCCUAAGAACCAAUGAGAACUCAAAGUAGAAUCAAGCAAGCUUCCCAAAGCGCGGGAAAACGCGGGUGACCAAGUCGUGAUUGGUUUUAGUUUUGCAUUUGAUUGGUUGAGAGAGUGGCGCAAGUUUUCUGGACCAAUAACAAAGCGAAAGAAAGCAAAACCAAUGCAAUCUCGGUUAACUUUCGAAACUCGAUAGAAACCUGUUCAAAUGGACGAGCGCUCGUUUCCCGCUUUUUCCUGCGUCCACUGACGUUGGUUUUCCCGCUUAUUUUGACGACACAUGUUUUCCACCUUCUACGAGGGGCGCGUUUUUUCCCGCCGUGUUGAUCGGAAGUGGUAUUUUUCCCGCCUUUUUGGACGAGCUCUUGUUUCCCGCCCUUUUCGAGAUGUCACGCGUUUAUUUUUCCUCCCUUUUAACUUGCAGGUGAAACAAGAAGAAAACGAGGCAGCACUUCUUCUGCUCUCUAAAAGACUUAAGGAAUUGGACGCUCUACCAUGGGAACAGCGACAAAUUGCUCUCAUUGAAGGGAUCAUAGCUGGAAAUGUUUUUGACUGGGGUGCCAAGGAAGUCUCAAAGUAAGAGUGGGAACCCUUGUUUACUACAAUGUACUUUGAUAUUUGGUUUUGAUAGCAAGGUUUUCAAAAUGAGAAUGAAGAAAGCCUAGAAUUCUUUUUCGUUUUGUGGACCAUUGUCACUGUUCUGCACUUGCUUGCCGCUCUUUAAAAGCGUUUUUAAGCAAUGCCAUUACAAACGUCUACUUGUUAAAUUUGUACUACUCUCAAAUUUAUAAUUUACUUGCAAGCUGAACCAUUUUUUCUGUACUAGACUCACGCCUUGGUCCUUCGAAAAACAGAGCUGAAAACAAUUUGAAAAUGCCAAAUUCUCUCUUGAAAUCAGUGUGGUUUUUUUUAAUUCCUAAUUACCCGCUUCCAGAUGACUCCUCCUUUAUUUUAAGGGCUCUACGGGGAAAAGGAAAGCACAGGAUUGAGAUGUUUGUAUUUAGCAGCUCUAAUUGCUUUCCAACGAUCAUUUAACAGGCUCAUGGAAAAAGGAGAACUCGACUUCCACUCAGCGAUGAAAAAACUACAAGGUACGCAAACAGAAGUUGUGAAUUUUAAAACUUCCUUUUUAUGUGCAGUAAAGUUUUAGUCGUAUCAGCUAUAGAUGAACGCCCACAUGCUACCAAAGAGAUCUGAGUAAGUUCCACAUCACGUUAAGCAUUACGUAAACCACGUUUCUAAUUUUUCUCUGCUGUAAUCUCUCAGCUCGACCAUGGUUAAAAGAUGACCUCGAUACUUGGAUUGAAAGGUCAAAGGUCAGUUAGUUUUCAUUUGCAUUUUGCUCAUCUAACCAUUCCUCUCUCCUUCUCUUUCUCUUUCUUCCACACCGUCCCCGUCCGUUGUCCCCUGUCACGUUCCGUCUUUGCCUUCCUCUCCAUCGCCUCCCUAUUCCUCCCCCCCCUCGCUACUCUUCCUUCCCCGUUCUUCUCUCCUUCCUUUCUUUUGUACUUACUUACCCUUCCCCCCUUCUCCUCACUUUGCCCUCUCCUUAUCCUCCCUUGUUAUUCCUCCUUCCUUAUUCCCUCUUCUCCAAGUUGCCUCUCUCUUCCCCCCACAUAUUCUUUCGCAUACAAAUUCCCGUUAAGAAUUAAUUUUUUUUUUUCCUCUGACCAGGGUUCACCUCAUGAGCUGGCUGUCAUAUUUGUAGAUAACAGUGGAGUGGAUAUUAUUUUAGGGAUGUUUCCAUUUGUCAGAGAACUUCUCUCUCGUGGAACGAAGGUAAAACUUUUGCGUUUACAAUUACGAUAUAAUUUUGUUGUUGUUGUUGUUGUUGGCGGUGAACUAAAAAUGAUCUUCGCUUAAGGCUCUUAAGUUGACUAUCUAAGCGGGAGCGUCAGAAUAAUCUGAACAAAACUUCCCGAAUGCGUAACAAACGCGCAAUAAUUUUUAGACGUCCUACGCUUACCUUGCGUUCAAAUGUUGAAAGUGUUGGCAAGCUGAGCAGACAAGGGCGGAAUAUUAACUUUCCUUUCAAUUUCCAGUCUUCAGAUAAUAACUAUCUUUUCUUUUCUGCUUGUGUACUCUCAUAUAAUUUCGGAGAACUUUCUCUUCGUAUCGUCGUUAACUUGCUUUUCUGUUCAUUAGUGAUUCGUAUUUCUUAUUACAUGACGCGUGACAUGUUAUCGACUUUUUCGAUUAAGUUUUGCGUGACCUUUUUUUAGGUUGUCAUGGCUGCUAACUCUUAUCCAGCCUUGAAUGACGUCAUGCACAGUGAACUUGUGAUCUUGACAGAAAAAAUAGCAGAUUUAUGUCCAGAAAUAAGGUAAUGAAACAUCAUUUUUCCUCUGGCGAAAAGGAGAGAUAAUUUAAUAAUUCUGCAACUAUGUGCAUUGGAGAAGAUGGAGAGAGAUUGUUUGUUUUUUGUUCUGGUUUCUCGGUUCAUGUCCUGUCCCUUCUUUCUCUGCAAUUUAUAUUUUUCACUCGUCGCUUAUGUAGGAGGUUGAGGUGAAACAUAAUCUUUCGUCUCGCUUUUGUUUUUUUAUGGGUACUCAGGACUGCGCAUCGAGAAGAACGGUUAGUUCUUAUGGAGUCAGGAAUUGGAUCUCCGUGUUUGGACUGUAGGUAUGGUUUCUGUUUAACUCCAAGAAGAAAGACGUGAAAUAGUUCUACAACAAAGAUUUACCUUGAAUGUACUGUGAUGAGCCUGAAAACGCUAGAAGUGAACUACCGACUUUAUCUUCUUUUCAGGAGAGUGAACACAGAGCUUGCACUGAAGUGUAGAGAUGCGGAUCUCUUAAUUUUAGAAGGGAUGGGGAGGUAAGUCAUUUUGGUCUUUACUUGAACGUUGUUCCCAGGUUUUCUCUUUUUCACGCCUCAAGAGCGGUUAUGGUCACGUGUCCAGAGCAGUAAAAGGCGGCAGUGAGAAGUCCGAUUUUUACAGUUCUUUUGCUUUUCUCUCGCUUUCUUACUCUGCCUCUCUCUGUUUCUCUCGCCUCAAACAUUUGAAAGAGACCGUAGAAAACAAGUUGUUUCUCAUAAGUUGCAUUCUCUUUGAUGGAUUUCCUUUUAUCUUUGUUUUGGAGAGCGUUUAUAUCAAAAAUACAAAACAGUGGUAGCUCUUCAAAGCGGAUAACUCAGGACCCUUAAAAGUAUCCGUAGCAUUAUAAAAACUUUUUUUGUUUUUUUUAAUCUCCCUUUUAGAGCCAUCCAUACAAAUUACGACGCAAAAUUUACGUGUGAUUCAAUUAAGCUCGCUGUAAUAAAAAAUCGCUGGCUUGCUCAAAGACUUGGAGGAGAUAUGUACAGCGUGGUGUUCAGAUACGAGCAAGGACAAACAUCUUCAAUUUGAAGUUAUGGAAGCUGGAUGCUGUUCAUGAUAACAAUGGUGAUAGUACUUGGGUUGAUUUGGUAAUGGUAGUCACGACUAUGAUAAUGAUGAUGAUGAUGAUGAUGAAAAUUUUGAUUGAUGGUCAUAAACCCGGUGAUAAUGUUGACCUCGCCGAGAGUCGAGAAGUUAAUUGCGUGAGUAAAAUUGAUGAUAAUGCUGGUGGUCAUUACAACGGUGACCACGACGACAGUACACGUGGUGAUGGUGGUGUCAAAGGUACUGAUGAUGUUGAUAAAGGCGAUGAUUAUUUCAUCGACUCUGGUGAUGAUGGAAACUGCAAUAAUAAUGAUACUAAUGAGCGUGAUGACGAAAAUGAUGAUAACGACGAUAGCGACCUAGACGAUAGAGUGGUUAGGGCAGGGCAACUCAAGUAACUCUUCCCCGUUCCCCACCCACUCCUUCGAACUUUUUGCUCUCGUGUCAAUCAUUGCGCGGCCAUAAUGCGAGAAAUAUCUUCGUUUGUGCGGGAGCGCGCGCUAUACAGGCUAUGAUGAUAACGAUGAUGGUGGUUACAGUGACUCUGAAGAUAGUUAUCAGUACUAUAAUGAAAAUGAUUACAGAACGAUAUUACGAUUAUUACACUUAGGUUUGAGAGGACCCUGAUCUGUCAUGGGUGCGGUUUCCCACCCCCCUCCUGCUUCAAGGUUUUGAUCCACCUUUGAUAAACUAUGAGAAACUGAUAACGAGUGAUCAUAGUCAAUCAUAUCAAAAAAGAAAUUUUAACGAUAAUAGUGAUUAAUUUUAAAUAACAUCAGCAAUUGAAGGCAUCGCUUCGAGAAUAGGGAGGAUACUGAAUAGAUAUGUGUAUGUAAAGGUUUUUAUACGAUGAGCUGAAAGAAGCACGCAUUUUGAUUGUUUCUUAUGACAUUUUGCUUUUUUAUCAUACAAAACAAAAAGACUCCAUGUAACUGUGGGUCUUUACAGUAAAAGACCAAAGAAGACUUCAAAACGCGGUAUGAACAUCAGUGCCACUGUUUAGUCUUAACCACUUUUGUUACGACUCUGUGAUCUAAUCCUGAACGGGCACACUGCAACAUGGGAAGCUAUUUGUUAAUUAGAAAGGAAAUUCCUUUGUUAGUUAAUUACUCCCUAUUUCAUAAGUUGUAUUUUAGAGGAGUGUAAAUGUCGGGUGAGUUUUAGAAAGUAGAAUCAAAACAGGUGUUUGGUAUCUGUCGAGGUAAUUUUCAGUGAGAUGCUGUAUUCGAGUUAUGUAGAUUAGAUAGGUACUGGAGAAAGCCUGAGUUUUUUGUAAAUACUAUACCAAGACAGACUUACUCUACACUAAAUUAAUUGUCAAAAACAGAUACUGGCGAUAAACCUGCGCAAUGUGCUUUUCAUUUUACGCUCCCCACGUGAAAGAAAUUUGGCUCUAUAAAAUAUACAAUUAAUAUGCAGAUUAUCAACGCACUAAUUAUGAGAAAACUUUCAGUAACAUUCAACCUUUACACCCUAACAUUAUUACGCAUAUACUCCAUACUGUUCACAAUACGUUUCCUUUUGCACUGACAAGGAGAAUUUGUUAACAAUCACCAACCUUUGAAGAUAGCAAUAGUUUUCUAUCUUUUAAUGACUAAUUUUUGAUUCAGCCGUGAUAUUGUCAUAAAAAAUUAGGUGAUUGUCAAUCGCAAUGUUUACGUGUUAAGGCUCAAAUAAAGAAUUUUUCCACAUAGAUUGGCAUUACCAGUUCAAUUCACAUGUUUCAGAAAAAUAAAUUAAGAAAUACUCUUAACAGUCAUCACACUACAGAU
This is a messenger RNA of Pocillopora meandrina, 12805 nucleotides long. Lineage: Eukaryota; Metazoa; Cnidaria; Anthozoa; Scleractinia; Pocilloporidae. The record is from the annotation of a GenBank genome assembly.